Alosa alosa (allis shad) is the source of this 2420-nucleotide messenger RNA. It is a transcript of the gene b3gntl1, whose product is annotated as UDP-GlcNAc:betaGal beta-1,3-N-acetylglucosaminyltransferase-like 1. The coding region runs from base 110 to 1408 and encodes 432 amino acids. The record is from RefSeq and is a predicted model, not a curated record. The transcript has 13 exons. NCBI's taxonomy places the organism in Eukaryota, Metazoa, Chordata, Actinopteri, Clupeiformes, Clupeidae.
AACGCGGAAGCACAUGGUUUGUUGACUAUCGGAAGACUCUACGUAGCCUAGUUUUACCAACACCGUCUACGUUUUAUAACAAUUGCCACGUUAACAGUGUCAUGAUAAGAUGAACGGCAGACCAGUCAAUGAAACGCGCGAACAUGCCGCAGAAUGUGUUUCAGCGAAGCGUGUCUGCACCAGGGAAUCUCAGGUGCAGAUGGCCGAGGACAAAGCCUCGUCCACGGGCAGCCAGGAGACGACAGAGGGCGUCAACAUUGAAGUGUCAGUCAUCAUGCCUGUGUAUAACGCCUCUUGCUGGUUGGAGGAGUGUCUGGAGGCCGUCCUGAAUCAGGAAUUCACCGGCACCAUGGAGCUGUCCGUGUUUGAUGACGCCAGCACGGAUAACUCCAGAGCACUCAUUGAGAGUUGGAGGGAGAGGUUUCGGAAGCGGGGGAUCGCCAUGGUGAUAUCUGGUCAUGACUCUAACAAACCAAAAGGAGUUGGCUUUGCCAAGAACCAGGCUGUAGCCCAGAGCACUGGCAAGUACCUCUGCUUUCAAGAUGCGGAUGAUGUCAUGAUGCCAGAGCGAGUGAGGCUCCAGUAUGAGACAUCCAUCCUCAACCGUAACAGUAUUGUGGGCUGCCAGGUGCGUAGAGUUCCAGAAGGUUCUACGGAGCGUUACACCCGCUGGAUCAACUCCCUGAGCCCAGAGCAGCUCCUCACCCAGAUCUUCACUUCACAUGGGCCAACCGUUAUCAUGCCAACCUGGUUCUGCUCUCAUGAUUGGUUCCAGCAGGUUGGCUCCUUUGAUGAAGGAGGGAAGGGUGUCCCUGAGGAUCUGCUCUUCUUCUACCAGAGUGUGCGUCUUGGAGGCCGAGUGCUACGAGUGGAUGAGUGUCUGCUGGUCUACCGCUACCAUGAGCAUGCAGCUACGCACUCAGUACUGGAGGAAACCAUUUGGAAUCUGCGAGUGGGAUUCCUUCAGGAGAGAGUGCUCAGCCAAUGGGAUUCAUUCACCAUAUGGAAUGCUGGGAAACAGGGACGGAAGCUCUACCGGAGUCUGACUCCAGCCAAUCAGAAGAAGGUGAAGUUUUUUUGUGACGUGGAUGAAAACAAAAUCAAGAAAGGCUUCUACACGUAUGAGGACUCCAAAGAGCGACCCAAACCCAAGAUUCCCGUCGUGCACUUUAAAGACUCGUCCGCUCCAUACAUAGUGUGUGUGUGUAAAGCUGGACAUGACGGGAGGCGUUCUGGAGGAGAACCUGCACUCUAUGCAGCUCACAGAGGGAGUGGACUACUAUCACUUCAACUGAGCCAACACACACACACACACACACACACACACACACACACACACACACACACACAGACACACACAGAGGAAGUGGACUACUGUCACUUCAACAGAGCCUGGAGGAGCCUAUAGGCUCAGGACAGAAUCGGAGAGCUCGGCAUCACACAAUGAAGGGGACACAAAAGAAGUGAUGAAGAGACAGUAAGAAAUAAUCCCACAGGGAUAUACAGCUCUAAAAUAGAGAGAGACAGACACUCUUGCUUUGGUUCUUUCACUGCCCUAAUAUUUCUCUAUAGUAUGAAGACUGAAAGAACCAAAGCAAGAGUGAGACAGUACAAGGACUCAAAGAACUAAAGCAAGAGUGAGACAGUACAAGGACUCAAAGAACCAAAGCAAGAGUGAGACAGUACAAGGACUCAAAUAACUAAAGCAAGAGUGAGACAGUACAAGGACUCAAAGAACCAAAGCAAGAGUGAGACAGUACAAGGAUUCAAAGAAAUAAAGCAAGAGUGAGACAGUACAAGGACUCAAAGAACUAAAGCAAGAGUGAGACAGUACAAGGACUCAAAGAACUAAUGUAAGAGUGAGACAGUACAAAGACUGACAGGUGGAAACAGGGAGAAUCAGGAGGGAAUGAGAGUGACCCACAGGCUGAUCACCAGACCGUUGAACUGCAGGGUCGAAACUGGACACGGCCUCCAUUCACUCUGGCCUGCCGGGACAGGGGUAAGGACAGUGCAGGUUCUUAAGGCAUGGCCAGCAUUUAUCUGGACACUGAGUAACCAGAGUAAUAAUCUUGAUCACGCUGCAUGGGGCAACUCGAUGAAAACCAAAUGUCUGUGUUGGAUAUUUCCCUUUUGGCCAUGCUAAUGUAAUGUAUAAAUGAUUCUAGAUAAAUGACUGGAAGUUAAUGAGCAAACAUCUGGUGUUGCCUCAAGAUCUUUUUACCACAGAGAGCCGUUCUUCUUGCCUUCUCGUGUUUUUGCUCAAACUGCCAAGGACAUUUCUUACCAGUCAGUGGUGUUUUGUUUUCUGCUUUCUGAGGACUUUAAGUUGGCGGAACAUAGAAUGUAGAAAAGUAGAAGAGAGAUGUCAGAGUUUGGCGGGAAGAGAGAGAGAGAGAGAGAGGAGGGAGGGAGAGAGA